Neopsephotus bourkii (Bourke's parrot) is the source of this 1044-nucleotide messenger RNA. It is a transcript of the gene RND2, whose product is annotated as Rho family GTPase 2. Gene Ontology annotation, biological process: small GTPase-mediated signal transduction. Bases 98 to 781 code for a protein of 227 amino acids. Gene Ontology annotation, molecular function: GTPase activity; GTP binding. The record is from RefSeq and is a predicted model, not a curated record. The transcript is spliced from 5 exons. Lineage: Eukaryota; Metazoa; Chordata; Aves; Psittaciformes; Psittacidae.
UCCGCUCCGCGCCUGGUUGGUGCUGCCGGGGCCGGGGGCGCGGCCAGGCCGGGGCCGUCCCGGUAAAGCGGCGGCGCGGGCGGCGCGGUCCCGCACCAUGGAGGGGCACCUGGCGCGCUGCAAGAUCGUGGUGGUGGGGGACACGCAGUGCGGCAAGACCGCGCUGCUGCACGUCUUCGCCAAGGACUGCUACCCCGAGAGCUACGUGCCCACCGUCUUCGAGAACUACACGGCCAGCUUCGAGAUCGACAAGCAGCGCACCGAGCUCAACAUGUGGGACACCUCAGGCUCUGCAUACUAUGAUAACGUCCGUCCCUUGGCCUACCCGGACUCGGACGCUGUGCUCAUCUGCUUUGACAUCAGCCGCCCGGAGACCCUCGACAGCGUGCUCAAGAAGUGGCAAGGGGAGACUCAGGAGUUCUGCCCCAAUGCAAAGAUCGUGCUGGUGGGCUGCAAGCUGGACAUGCGGACAGACCUGAACACGCUGCGGGAGCUCUCCAAGCAGCGCCUCAUCCCUGUCACACACGAGCAGGGCAGCGCGCUGGCGCGGCAGAUCGGGGCCGUGGCCUAUGCCGAGUGCUCCUCCAAGGUGUCCGAGAACAGCGUGCGGGAUGUGUUCCACGUGACCACGCUCGCCUCCGUCAACCGGGUGCACAAGAACUUGAAGCGCAGCAACUCCAAACGGGGACUGAAGCGGGCGUCACAGAUGCCCGGCAGGACGGACUUACUGAGCGACGCGGAGAUGAGGAAAGAGCGCGCCAAGAGCUGCUCCAUCAUGUGAAAGCCCGGCUGUAAAUAACGUCUGUGUGUUGUCCGUUUUGUACAGGGACUGGCGGGGACAAGGCUGCGUGGCCAGCCUGCCUUUCCAAAGCCUUUCUCUCAAGUCCCUAGGGCUGAGCAAAGGUCCCAGCUGCAAAUAGGGGUGCACAAGUUGCCCCUUCCCAUGGAGACUUCUGGGUUGGCUGCUGCUGCUGCGUGGAUUGCUUGGGGUGAAGGAGCCACUUGGCAGAGUAUUCAGGUGCUGGCAGGUCUGAGACUGGGGGA